Molecule: messenger RNA, 552 nt
Organism: Anopheles maculipalpis
Lineage: Eukaryota; Metazoa; Arthropoda; Insecta; Diptera; Culicidae
Product: HIG1 domain family member 1A, mitochondrial
Exons: 3
Coding region: 173-445 (90 amino acids)
Biological process (GO): mitochondrial respirasome assembly
Cellular component (GO): mitochondrion
Source: RefSeq, a predicted model, not a curated record
UGUUCUUUUUUUUGUGAGUCAAUCAUCUGGCGCGCUGCAACGCGAAUUUCAUCAUCUUUCGCGACCCCGAACAGGCGGAAGGGAUAAAGUGGGUUAAAAUCUCCCUUCUCCAGGGCUUAUCCACACGUGGACAAUAUUUGCCGGUGGCUGACGGAACGUGAAAACUAUCAGGAUGAGUAGUAAAGCUCCAUCGUUCAACGAGACUCACUCGGAUAAGCUCGCCCGUAAGGCCCGCGAAUCGCCCUUCAUGCCGAUCGGGAUUGCCGGACUGGUCGCGGUGUGUGCCAUCGGCGCUUACAAAUACAAGCACCGGGGAGCAAUGUCCACGUCCGUGUUUCUAAUGCAGUUGCGAGUGGCCGCCCAAGGCACAGUAGUUGCCGCCCUGUCCAUAGGUCUUGGCUACACGAUGGCAAACGAGUACAUCUUCAACAAAAAGGAUGACUAAUAAGGAGAGGCUAUUAGGAUACUCAAAGAAGUGUAAAUAAGUAUUAAUGAAUAGAGCAAGGCACUAUUUAUUCUCCGUUGAGUCCCACGGCCAAACCAAACCCGCCC